GAGGUGGGCGGAGUCUUCGUCCGGCCCUCGCCCCCUCCUCGGAAGUGGACACUCGCUGUCUACAUUCCCCUUAUUUAAUUUUUCAUAUUUCGCAGCGAAACCCCCCAAUGGAAGGCAAGAUGGACGAUUAAGCCGAACGCGGUCCCCCUGAUUUCACCCUUCAUUUGUCAAUGAACUGAGAGGACCGGAUGAAAUCCAGCUGGGGUUUUCUCCGCUUUGCAGGGGAGGUAUCUGUAUCCAGUGGGGAGGAAGGCUUAACCUGGGGGAGAAAGAAUGAAGUUCACCGAACCCUGGGGAGUCCACAGGCUGGCUUUUCUUCUGGAAAAGGCCAUGUCGAGGGAAGCCAAGAUGUGGAAGGGCGACUUGCCAAAGAAGCCCUCCUCACAGGAUACAGAUAUCUCUCCUACUCAGCGGGACGAGGCUGUGUGCUGGCUUACGGAGCUCCACAGUAGGCUGCAGCUGUACCCAGAAACAUUGGUGUUAGCUGUUAGCAUACUGGACCGUUUCCUUUCUUCCAUCAAGGCCCGUCCAAAGUAUCUGCGCUGCAUUGCCAUUGCCUCCUUUUUUCUGGCUAUCAAGACCUGUGAGGAGGAUGAGUGUGUGCCCUCUCUGAGCAAGUUGGCUUCUUCCUGCAACUGUGGCUGUUCCCCAUCUGAGAUCCUAAGGAUGGAAAGAAUUAUUCUUGACAAGCUGAACUGGGAUCUGCACAAUGCCACGUCGUUGCACUUUCUGCACAUAUUCCAUGCAAUGGUGUUGUCAUGUUCUUCUGGGCUUUUGGACACCUUGAUGGGACUGAAGCGAUCUCAGCACCUCGCCCUCCUCACGCGCCGACUCUACCACUGCUUGGCGGAUCACAAACUCAUCAAGCUGAGAGGAUCCAUGCUGGCCUUGGCCAUCCUCACUUUGGAACUGGAGACGUGCUGUCGUGACUGGCUGGCUCUCACCAUCGAGCUGCUAAAGAAGGCACAGAUCGACACUUCUGAGUUGAUCCGGAGUCGAGAGCUUGUUGCUUGUAGUCUUUCUGCACUGAGAGCACCCUUGCUUCCAAACACCGUCUACAUCUACCAAGCCUAUCGCAGCCAGGAGCCUCUGGGGCGCGUGGCCACCUCCACACAGUCUUCCUCCCCAGCUGGAGAGGAGGGAGGAUGCCAGCAGCCCUGUGGCUCUCUCCUCUCCUCCAACCACAGCAGCCUCCCAGCUCUCCUCGCUCCUCCCAAACCUUUCUAUCACCUUCACCACCUGCAAAGGCUCACGCUGCGCUGCAAGAGCUCCACAAAGCGAAAGGUGGAGGAGAUGGAGGUGGAUGAUUUCUAUGAUGGCAUCAAGCGCUUGUACAACGAAGACAACACCACCACCCUUGCCCAGGAGGGGGCGCCAUUUGUGAGGGGGGCAACAACAACAACAACCACACCACCACCAGCAGGUGAAAGAGAGGGAGGUCGCUCCUCCCCCUGCCCGCCGCUGCAGCCAGUCUGUGCCUCCUAAAGCGGCCGUGCUCGUCUCAACCAUCUCGUCGCUCACGUUAGUCGACAUUGUCAGACAUUCGGCGUUGACAUGCUCAACAAAUGUAACCUCUGACAUAGAAAAUGUGACGUGGAUGGUUUUGGUCGGCACACAUCUGUUUUGUGUUUAGACCUGAGCGUCCAUCAGACCCUUCAGCCAGAAAACAAGAGCAACAAAAAUAAUUAAAACCUUCUAUUCUUUCUUCGUUACAGUUGACACAAAUACAAAAAAAGUAAAUAAACAUAAAAAAUAU
Messenger RNA from Entelurus aequoreus (snake pipefish), 1756 nucleotides. RefSeq names its product cyclin I (gene ccni). Gene Ontology annotation, molecular function: cyclin-dependent protein serine/threonine kinase regulator activity. Gene Ontology annotation, cellular component: cytoplasm; nucleus; cyclin-dependent protein kinase holoenzyme complex. Bases 274 to 1485 code for a protein of 403 amino acids. The record is from RefSeq and is a predicted model, not a curated record. Lineage: Eukaryota; Metazoa; Chordata; Actinopteri; Syngnathiformes; Syngnathidae. The transcript has 10 exons. Gene Ontology annotation, biological process: regulation of cyclin-dependent protein serine/threonine kinase activity; mitotic cell cycle phase transition.